GAUAAUGUAUCUACAUUUAGUGCUGACGGUGGACAGGAUACUGUUGGUCUUCCGCGUAUUGUCAUGGUCACAGAAGGUUCCGACACCUCAGCGUCAUCACCAUCGUCCACAUCGUCUUCUGAGGACAACUGGGCUGAUCUGAUCAAGUCUUCCGAGAUUCCACCGGAAUACUGGCAUAUACAAAAGCUCGUAAAAUACAUGAAAGCAGGUAAUCAAACAGCUACUAUGGUAGCACUAUCGUGCCUCAAAGACCAUGACUUAACAAUAGAAGUGAACCAGCGAGCCAUUCAAGAAAUCGGCGGACUAGAGUUAUUAGUGAAUCUUCUGGAAACAAGAGACUUGUGUUGCAUCUUGGGCGGCUUGGCUGUUUUAAAAGACAUAACACCGAAUAUGGAAAUCAGGAAGAAAGUCACUGAUCUUGGCGCGAUACCCUUACUCGUGGGACUUUUGUCUGAUCCGGCGAGAGAUGUACAAAUAUUGGCUGCAGAAACUAUAGCUAAUUUGGGAAGGAUUCGAAAGAGCCGAAAGUUUUGCAGAAAACACGGCGGGCUACCGAAGUUGAUUGACUUGUUGGAUAUAAAAGAGAAGUACCUAGUUACACCAAGAGACCAACUCAAUCAAGACGAGUUGCAGUUUCUCGAUAUCGCGAGGGCCGGUGCUAAGGCCCUUUGGUCGAUGUCAUCCUCGCAAAGAAACAGGGAGGCUAUGAGAAAGUACGGAAUGAUACCGCUGAUAGGGCGGAUGCUGAAAACCAUUCAUUUGGAUGUGGCAGUACCGGCGGUUGGUUUGCUGCAAAUGUGUGCGAAUGAGACCUCCUUCCAACUCGCCAUACAGACCGAGAAGAUGGUCAAUGAUCUCAUUACACAUUUAGGGAAUGAAGAUAAGGAUUUGAAGACCUACUGUAGUUUGGCGAUUUAUAAAUGUGCAAGUGAUUCAAUAACAAGGGACAUGAUUCGGGAGGCCGGUGGCUUAGAACUGUUGGUUGAAGCCGCCCAGGAUAGCACAAACAGAGCCAAUAAGCCUCUUAUGGCGGCCGUCACUGGCGCUCUCUGGAAAUGCGCUAACAGCGACGCGAGUGUAAAGAGACUGGACACUUUGGGAGCUGUUCCAAUACUAGUCAGGCUAUUAGAUGAUGAAAAUGAUGGAGUAUUGACGAAUGUCGCUGGGGCACUCGCAGAGUGUGCUAAGUACCCACCGAAUCGUGGAAAAAUUAGAUCCUCUGGUGGAACACCUAUGUUGAUACAUCAUCUGAAUAAUACAUACAAACCGCUGUUAGAGAACGUUCCAUUGGUGCUAAUGGAGUGUGCAAAGGACAUAAGUUGCAUGAAUGAAAUUGACGAACUAGAUGGCGUCCGGCUGAUAUGGUCUUUACUUAAGAACGACUCGAAAAAAGUUCAAACUAAUGCUGCUCUAGCACUGAGCCCAUGCGUCCAAAACGCGGCUGACUCCGGAGAAAUGGUGAGAUCGUUCGUCGGGGCCCUGGAGCUGACGGUGGAUCUAUUAGAUUCGGAUGAUCAUAAUGUACUGUCAGCCGUUUGCGCAGCAAUCGCGACGAUUGCGAAAGACCACGAAAACUUGGCGGUCAUAUCUGACCACGGAGUCGUAGCGAAACUUUCCAAGUUAGUAAGCACAACAGAUGACCACCUCCGCGCCAACUUGGGUGUUGCCAUCGCUUACUGCUGCGACUGGGCGCAGAACCGUCAGGAGUUUGGUAAACGCGGCGCCAUCACUCCCCUUGUUAAUUAUAUGACGUCACGCGACCCGAAUGUACAUCGAGCUACCGCUUUGGCGCUUUACCACCUCUCCUUCUACUCUAUCAAUUGUGUUACCAUGCAUGCAGCUGGCGUCGUACAGUUUCUCUUAGAGACAAUAGGGUCCAAGGAUCCGAUUUUACAAGAAGCGUCCGCAGGUUGUCUCUGCAACAUUCGCAAAUUAGCUCUUGCUACGGAAAAAAUCAAGCUCAAACAAUAG
Zerene cesonia (dogface butterfly) is the source of this 1971-nucleotide messenger RNA. RefSeq names its product armadillo repeat-containing protein gudu (gene gudu). Gene Ontology annotation, molecular function: protein binding. The record is from RefSeq and is a predicted model, not a curated record. Bases 64 to 1971 code for a protein of 635 amino acids. The transcript has 6 exons. NCBI's taxonomy places the organism in Eukaryota, Metazoa, Arthropoda, Insecta, Lepidoptera, Pieridae.